CUGCAAAUCACAUCUCCAAAAGGAUGAAAAGCAUUUUCUAAGUCAAACAAGAUAAAAAUCGAUUUUUGUGCUCGUUUUAGACACGAAAAGGAAUUAAAAAUAAUCAUUAAUUAAGCUAUAAGUGCGCAUAAAGGAACUAGUAAAGUUUAUACAUAAAUCAAUUUAGCAUCAAUAUCAAGUCACAACAAAAUGCCUAAAACAGAUAAGAAGAAUCUAAUGGACGACGAUCUUUCAAAUGAGUCUGUCGAGGAGCUGAGAGCACGCUUAAAUGCAAUGAAAAGAUUAGUGGCUGAACGUCAGCAGACUACAAAUGCGACACCAGAUAGAACUGAAUUUUGGACACCUAAUACAAAGCAGUCAACUGGAAUUAUUGAUGGGAACUUCUUAAGCAUUGCAUUUGGUGGAACUUUGUUGACCAUCAUUUGUGUCUCGAUUUAUGCAUUUUAUAACUUGUAUAAUGCUGUUCUGAAGAAGUUUCCAAGUCGUCAUACUGAACUGUAAAGUGUUAAGCAGCAUGUUGUGAUUUUUAAGCGUAUUUUCCAUGUUGUUGUGUCUGAUCUGGUAAACAGUUAUGUUAGGAAGGUCCAAUAAUGUUCAUUUUUGCAUAUCAAUUGAAUUCUUUGUUAAGGAACAGUGAAAAUUGCAAGGGGUAUGAAACUAUACAAAAAUGACAUAAAACGUGACCCAACCUGAGUUAAACUUAAGAAGCUAAUAUUUAGCUCCAUAAAUG
This is a messenger RNA of Chironomus riparius, 730 nucleotides long. The record is from the annotation of a GenBank genome assembly. Lineage: Eukaryota; Metazoa; Arthropoda; Insecta; Diptera; Chironomidae.